Molecule: messenger RNA, 1456 nt
Organism: Xenopus tropicalis (tropical clawed frog)
Lineage: Eukaryota; Metazoa; Chordata; Amphibia; Anura; Pipidae
Gene: vegfa
Product: vascular endothelial growth factor A
Biological process (GO): positive chemotaxis
Cellular component (GO): membrane
Molecular function (GO): growth factor activity; heparin binding
Source: RefSeq, marked provisional
GUGAAACAGGAGAAGCCGCCGAGGCGCAGGGAUCGAUUUGCCUUUGGAUCGGCCGGUACCAUUGGAUAGAGGAGGGCAGGAUUGUACCCCGGGCAGGUUGGCAUGUACAGUUGGCAGUGAGUGUGGGAGAGAAGCCCCCGGGCCGGGGCAGUUACCCGCGAUGCAUUGAGAGUUGCUGGAACUUUGCUGGGAUCUUGUUACAUUGUAUCUGUUACACUGUUACACUGUAGCCUCACCGACCGGGAUUAUGUGGCCGCUUGUGGCAGCUGUGGGGGCUGACUGAGGGCCCGACCGACCGCGACCGACUCACACACUGGGGGAGCCGGGACUGCUCCCUAACCUUGGGUUCCCCCCAUUCCCUGAGCCCCCCACCGGAAAAUCAUGAACUUUCUGCCGAGCUGGAUCCACUGGGGCUUGGCUGUAUUGCUCUACAUACCCCAUGCCCAGUUGUCCGGGGCAGCCCCUAUGCCAGGCGAGGGAGACCAUAAACCAACAGAAGUGGUGAAGUUCCUAAAAGUGUACGAGCGCAGUAUGUGCCAAGUGCGGGAGAUCCUGGUCGAUAUAUUCCAGGAAUACCCGGACGAGGUGGAGUAUAUCUUCAAGCCGUCCUGCGUGCCGCUGAUGAGAUGUGCGGGUUGCUGCAACGACGAGAGCUUGGAAUGUGUUCCUACGGAAAGUUACAACAUCACCAUGCAGAUAAUGAAAAUCAAGCCUCACAUAAGCCAACAUAUCAUGGAUAUGAGCUUUCAGCAGCACAGUCAGUGUGAAUGCAGACCAAAGAAAGAAGUAAAGAGCAAGCAGGAAAAUCAUUGUGAGCCUUGCACAGAGAAAUCCCAGAGAAAACACUUGUUUGUCCAAGAUCCCCAGACAUGUAAAUGCUCCUGUAAAAACACAGACUCACGUUGCAAAGCGAGGCAGCUAGAGUUAAACGAGAGGACUUGCAGGUUGGUUUCUACUGCACGUGGGACACACCAGUACCAGUACCAGUACCAGUUGGGCCCGGGUAGGGCGGCUUCUUCCUGCUCAUUGGCUGGGGCGGGUACUGCCAUGCUACACUCUCAGCUCUGUCUCCCUGUGCGCCCUAUUGCUCUGCCCGCCAUUGCCUCUAUGCACCCUAUCCUGAGCCCAACUCUGCCCCAUGCACUUCCCUUAGCAACAGUCUCCGUACUGAGCCGGGGGGGGAGCCAGAGCCUUUGGGAGAAUCCAAUUCCCCUUACUACUGCCCCUCACUCACGCUCACUGUCACACACUCUCACUCACUCACACUCUUCUCUUACUCACUAGUCUCUCUGGUUCCCACGGCCCCAGUCAGGCUGGGGUGGGUGAGAGUGAGCGCCGGGUGCUUAGGUGCCAAAGGGAAACUGAAUGAAACAAAUGUUUAGUCACUUCUUCCAUAACAGCUUGGUUUUAUGGGCUUUCUGUAAUCCGGGGGCAAUAAUAGCCAGAAAUCCUGUUA